Dictyostelium discoideum AX4 is the source of this 861-nucleotide messenger RNA. RefSeq lists its product as hypothetical. The record is from RefSeq and is a predicted model, not a curated record. NCBI's taxonomy places the organism in Eukaryota, Evosea, Eumycetozoa, Dictyosteliales, Dictyosteliaceae. Bases 1 to 861 code for a protein of 286 amino acids. The transcript has 4 exons.
AUGGAUUCAGCAUCUCCUUCAAUUACAAUUCAAUAUAUUGAAACAUUUAUAAAAAUAACACCAAAAGAAAAAUUAAAAUCAACAUUAGGAAACCCAAUAAAUUCCAACUUUAACAAUGAUUGCAAGUAUGAUGAUAGUGAUGAUGAUGAUGAUGAACAACGUUUUUCUAAAUUAAUAGCAUAUCAAAUUCAAGAAUAUUAUAGUAAUAGAAAUAGAAUACCACGGAAAGUAUUCUAUAAAUCAAAAAGUGGUCAAAUGGUUCAAUUAAUUCACAGUAGUUUUUUCAAAAGAUUUGAUAAACAACCUGAAGAUAAUAAUAAUAAUAAUAAUAAUAAUAAUAAUAAUAAUAAUAAUAAUAAUAAUAAUAAUAAUAGUUGUAGGUCUAAUGAUGAUAAUGAUGAACAUAAAAUCUUUAUAAAGAAAUUAUUGGAUGAAUAUUAUUCGAUAUUUUGUAAAGAUAGAUCAGCCAUUUUAUAUUAUUAUUAUUAUGAUGGAUUUAAUAAUAUCAAUUUAGAAAAUAAAAGUUUAUACAGUGUAGAUUUAGAAGAAUAUUAUGAAUCAUUUAGAUUUGGAAUUCCAACAUUUGACUUGGUUGGCCAUUUUCUUUGUGACUACCUUAACUUUUCAUCAUUGAUAGAUAUCAUGGAAUAUCCAUAUAAAAAGUCAAUUAAUAUUUUAUUCUCAAACUGUACAGAUAGAUUAAAAAGAUUCGAGAAUACUAUUGACCAUAAAAACAACUAUUAUUCCUAUUUCGAGAAUUUAGAAUUAUUAAAACAUUUUGAAGGAUUAACACUCAAAGUUCCAUCAACAUCAAGACUUGGUGGAUACUUGCAACACUAUACUAGAGGUGAUAAUUUUUAA